Molecule: messenger RNA, 1404 nt
Organism: Hydractinia symbiolongicarpus
Lineage: Eukaryota; Metazoa; Cnidaria; Hydrozoa; Anthoathecata; Hydractiniidae
Exons: 9
Coding region: 366-989 (207 amino acids)
Source: RefSeq, a predicted model, not a curated record
UACCAUUUUGUUGUUCCAGGAAAUUACCAUGUGGUUGUUAUUGUGAUGACACGCAUUAUCUUAUAAAGAAAUUUGUAAACAUUUCCUGAAAAACAGGUUUAAGCGUACAUUUGGGUAACGUGAAAGAUGAUAAUAUUUGCAACAGAACUGCGUUCUUCAAUAAAUAUGUGGUCCAAGAUGUAAAAAUUGAUCGAAACGAACGACUACUAAUUUCUAAACAAUGUGCGGCGAAUUUAUCGUGUGGCGUGCCAACAUUGACGUUGUAUUAUGCUCAAAAUACUGAAACUAAAAAAUUCUACUUUUACGUCUCGCUAUCAGAUCUGUUGCUGCAGAAAUUUAAAGAUUGUUGGGGAUAUCUCCUAGAAAUGAAAACACAAGCAGGAGUAGACAAUUUUUAUUUCAACUUUGAAAACAAGAGUGAUACCCAUGCUCAGCUUGUAUAUGUUAAACCAAAUGUUUCGUAUCAAAUUACUCUGACCACAUUUCCAAAUGGAGAGUACAGUUGGGUGAACAUCAGAGGACCAAGUUUGUGUGAAAAUAGAAUCCUCACUGAUAUGCUGCAAAAAGUGAAUGAAUUAUUGAGAAACUGUCCCAACGAUGCCACAUUCGAUGAACGACUUGAGGUAGCAGAAAAUGUUUGUUUGCUGUAUCCUGAUUCGAUAAGACAACAACACUAUGCAGUUACAUACCUACUCUCCGAAGAGAAUUGCCACCUGGUAUUAACAAAACCAAAACCAAGUUUUAUGUCAGCUGUACAAAACAAAAAACCUUUAGAAUUGGUCAUCCCUUUGGGAAUAACAUCUUUUUUAUUAUUUUUAUUUGUCUUAUAUACUUUGGUAAAUUUGAUCAAAAAGAAAAUGACUACUAUGGUGACAUCCACAAGUAAUGAUCAUCUGCUACAAGCCCAGAGUAACGUACAUUACACAACAGAGCAAGACCCCCAAAAAGGUGUAGUGACAACAUCAUUUUUCAAGUCCGAGGACGUGUGAUGAUUCUCCUUGCGUGGGCCAACGUGGAAUCUAUUUUAUGUGCCCACUAAAAAUAACGUUAUGUACAUAUUGUUUUCGUAUAUUGUGAUAAGUUUAAUUUUUUUAUUGAUUUGCAAGUCACUCCCUGUAUAAUAUUCAAUAAUAGGGAUCCAGCUUCACACCUUUAUUUACUUUCCAAAUUUUAUUUUUACACUUUAGUUAUGAUGAUAAACAUAUUUUAAUUACAUCUUCUGCAUAUAUUUCAUUGUAAAUAAAACAGCUGUGGAUCAGGUCUAACCCGAUUUGUCAGAAUCGAUGAGUAAAAUAACGACCAUCUGCUUAAGGAAAUACGAUUAGUACUGUAUGUACAAAAAGAGAAAACGUCAAAAGAAUAAUUAAAAGUUAAUUAUUUAUUCUAUAUUGGAGUUGUUUAUUG